CGGGCGGGCGCUUUGCUGUUUGAAUGGCUACGGGCCCUGGCCCUCACCUCACCUGAGGACCAGCUGUCCAGGGGUGCGCUAUGCCGUCCGGUGGCGACCAGUCGCCGCCGCCCCCUCCUCCUCCUCCAGUUGCUGCAGGCUCUGAUGAAGAGGAGGAGGACGACGGUGAGGCAGAGGACGCCGCGCAGCCGGCUGGGUCGCCAACCCCUCAGAUCCAGCAGCGGUUCGACGAGCUGUGUAGCCGCCUCAACAUGGAUGAGGCGGCGCGGGCCGAGGCCUGGGACAGCUACCGGAGCAUGAGCGAGAGCUACACUCUGGAGGGAAAUGAUCUUCACUGGUUAGCAUGUGCCUUAUAUGUGGCUUGCAGAAAAUCUGUUCCAACUGUAAGCAAAGGGACUGUUGAAGGAAAUUAUGUAUCUUUAACAAGAAUCCUGCGCUGUUCAGAGCAGAGCUUAAUUGAAUUUUUUAACAAGAUGAAGAAAUGGGAAGACAUGGCAAAUCUACCCCCACAUUUCAGAGAACGUACUGAGAGAUUAGAAAGAAACUUCACUGUUUCUGCUGUAAUUUUUAAGAAAUAUGAACCUAUUUUUCAAGACAUUUUUAAAUAUCCCCAAGAGGAACAACCUCGUCAACAGAGAGGAAGAAAACAGAGGCGACAGCCCUGUACCGUGUCUGAAAUUUUCCAUUUUUGUUGGGUGCUUUUUAUAUAUGCAAAAGGUAAUUUCCCCAUGAUUAGUGAUGAUUUGGUCAAUUCUUAUCACCUUCUUCUGUGUGCUUUGGACUUAGUUUAUGGAAAUGCCCUUCAGUGCUCUAAUCGUAAAGAACUAGUGAAUCCUAAUUUUAAAGGCCUAUGUGAAGAUUUUCACACUAAGGAUUUUAAACCUUCCUCUGACCCACCUUGUGUCAUUGAGAAACUCUGUUCCUUACAUGAUGGUCUUGUUUUGGAAGCAAAGGGAAUAAAGGAACAUUUCUGGAAGCCCUAUAUUAGGAAACUUUAUGAGAAAAAGCUCCUCAAGGGAAAAGAAGAAAAUCUUACAGGGUUUUUGGAACCUGGGAACUUUGGAGAGAGUUUUAAAGCCAUCAAUAAGGCCUAUGAGGAGUAUGUUUUAUCUGUUGGGAAUUUAGAUGAAAGAAUAUUUCUUGGAGAGGAUGCUGAAGAGGAAAUUGGGACUCUUUCAAGGUGCCUGAACUCUGGUUCAGGAACAGAGAGUGCUGAAAGAGUACAGAUGAAAAACAUUUUGCAACAGCAUUUUGACAAGUCUAAAGCACUUAGAAUCUCCACACCACUCACUGGUGUGAGGUACAUUAAGGAGAACAGCCCUUGUGUGACUCCCAUUUCUACAGCUACACAUAGCUUGAGUCGUCUUCACACCAUGCUGACGGGCCUCAGGAAUGCACCGAGUGAGAAAUUGGAACAGAUUCUCAGGACAUGUUCCAGAGAUCCAACCCAGGCUAUUGCUAACAGAUUAAAAGAAAUGUAUGAAAUAUAUUCUCAGCAUUCCCAGCCAGAUGAGGAUUUCAGUAAUUGUGCUAAAGAAAUUGCCAGCAAACAUUUUCAUUUUGCAGAGAUGCUUUACUAUAAAGUAUUAGAAUCUGUUAUUGAGCAGGAACAAAAAAGACUGGGAGACAUGGAUUUAUCUGGUGUUCUGGAACAAGAUGCAUUCCAUAGAUCACUCUUAGCUUGCUGCCUUGAGGUUGUCACUUUUUCUUAUAAGCCUCCUGGGAACUUUCCAUUCAUUACCGAAAUAUUUGAUGUACCACUUUAUCAUUUUUAUAAGGUCAUGCCACCUCAGAACCUGGAAAGAGCAGAUGAAAUUUGUAUUACUGCCUCCCCUUUGACUCCUAGAAGGGUGAGUGAAGUUCGUGCUGAUACAGGAGGGCUCGGAAGAAGCAUGACAUCUCCAACUUCAUUAUAUGAUAGGUACAGCUCCCCAACAGCCAGUACUACUAGAAGGCGGCUGUUUCCUGAGAAUGACAGCCCCUCUGAUGGAGGGACACCUGGGCGCAUUCCCUCACAGCCCCUGGUCAAUGCUGUACCGGUACAGAAUGUAUCUGGGGAGGCUGUUUCUGUCACACCAGUUCCUGGACAGACUUUAGUCACCAUGGCAACUGCCACUGUCACGGCCAACAAUGGACAGACAGUGACCAUUCCUGUACAAGGUAUUGCCAAUGAAAAUGGAGGGAUAACAUUCUUCCCAGUCCAAGUCAAUGUUGGGGGGCAGGCACAGGCUGUGACUGGCUCCAUUCAGCCCCUCAGUGCUCAGGCCCUCACUGGAAGUCUGAGCUCUCAACAGGUGACAGGAACAACUUUGCAAGUCCCUGGUCAAGUGGCCAUCCAACAGAUUUCCCCCGGUGGACAACAGCAGAAACAAGGCCAGUCUUUAACGAGCAGCAAUGUUAGACCUAGGAAGACCAGCUCAUUAUCGCUUUUCUUUAGAAAGGUAUACCACUUAGCAGGUGUCCGCCUUCGGGAUCUUUGUGCUAAACUAGAUAUUUCAGAUGAACUGAGGAAAAAAAUUUGGACCUGCUUUGAAUUCUCCAUAAUUCAGUGUACAGAACUUAUGAUGGACAGACAUCUGGACCAGUUAUUAAUGUGUGCCAUUUAUGUGAUGGCAAAGGUCACAAAAGAAGACAAGUCCUUCCAGAAUAUCAUGCGUUGUUACAGGACUCAGCCACAGGCCAGAAGCCAGGUGUAUAGAAGUGUUUUGAUAAAAGGGAAAAGGAAAAGAAGAAAUUCUGGCAGCAGUGAAAGUAGAAGCCAUCAGAAUUCUCCUACAGAACUAAACAAAGAUAGAACCAGUAGAGACUCCAGUCCUGUCAUGAGGUCAAGCAGCACCUUGCCAGUUCCACAGCCUAGCAGUGCCCCUCCUACACCAACUCGUCUCACAGGUGCCAACAGUGACAUGGAAGAGGAAGAGAGAGGAGACCUCAUUCAGUUCUACAACAACAUCUACAUAAAACAAAUUAAGACAUUUGCCAUGAAGUACUCACAGGCAAACAUAAUGGAUGCACCUCCACUCUCUCCCUAUCCAUUUGUCAGAACAGGCUCCCCUCGCCGAAUUCAGUUAUCUCAAAAUCAUCCUGUCUACAUUUCCCCACAUAAAAAUGAAUCAAUGCUUUCACCCCGAGAAAAGAUUUUUUACUACUUCAGCAACAGUCCGUCAAAGAGACUGAGAGAAAUUAACAGUAUGAUACGGACAGGAGAAACUCCAACUAAAAAGAGAGGGAUUCUUUUGGAAGAUGGAAGUGAAUCACCUGCAAAAAGAAUCUGCCCAGAAAAUCAUUCUGCCUUAUUACGCCGUCUCCAAGAUGUAGCUAAUGACCGAGGUUCCCACUGAGGUUAGUCCCUGGUAUUGAAACUGUCUUUCACAAACUGUUUUGCAGCAUCAUUUAAUGCAUGCUAGAUUAUGGAGCCCGUUUCCUUAAUCCAGCUAGUUAGAGUCUAUUAGAAAUAGGAAGGGGCAUUUUUAUGAGAACUAGACUUACUCUUUUCAAAUGUGAGAGGUCUCUUAACAGGUUCCAGCAGAGGAAUUGUAUUUCAAAUUCAUUCCUACCUGUUUGUGGUCAGCUCUAGUUCUUAUGAAAAGCAAAACAAAACUUAAGUACUUUGUUCUCAAACAGGAGUGUGAAAUUUCUACAUUUAUGAAACAAAGGAGAUGGCUCAGAUUCCCCAGGUCACUAUAGCAUAAGUCUCCUGUCCCCUGUGGUGCACUUCUCCCCUUCCCCAGUAGUGUGGUGCAGUUGUGCAAUGUCUGAAUGAACCUGUAUAAGUGGCGGCACUUUAGGGCUGUAAAAUGCAUGAUUUUGUAACCCAGAUUUUGCUGUAUAUUUCUGAUGGCACUUUCUACAAUGUGAACUUUAUUAAGUACAAAACUUCUAGGCUGAAUAGCCAGUAUUUUCUUUAACUCUUUUGUACUUUUUUAAACUGUUAUAUGCCCUAGUAGCCACCUUUUGGGCAUGCUUUUUAAAUUCUCCAGUUGUUGUUAUUUAGGGAUCAGCUGGCUAAGGAAACAUUUUUAAAUCAAGUUUAAUUGAAAGAAUUAAUAUGAAAAAUUAUGACCUCUUUAGGAGGUAGUUAUCCAAAAGACAUGUAAAAGUAUGUUUGGGUAUGUUCCUCGCAGUCUAAAAAAUAGGUUGGAGAAUUUAGGUUUUUAUUAGUACAUAGUACCAUUUAUACAAAUUAGAAAAUAUUAUUUAACAGCUAUUGAACUAUCUAUAUAUACACCUUUAUUAAUCACUAUUGCUCCAGCAGUUUUAAAGUUGAAUUAAUAAUCUUAUUAGGGAAAAAAUUCAAUUGUAAAUUGAAUCAGUAUAAACAAAGUUACUAGGUAACUUCAUAUUGCUCUAAAAGAAAUAUGGAACUUACACUGUUCAAUUAGAAUAGUGUUCUGCAAAAAUAUUUAUAAAAACCUCAAGAUACUGCUACUGUAAUUUUAUAUCAAAAUAAGUGUAUUUUUCAAUAAAGCAUUUAUAAAGUCA
Messenger RNA from Marmota flaviventris (yellow-bellied marmot), 4479 nucleotides. It is a transcript of the gene Rbl2, whose product is annotated as RB transcriptional corepressor like 2. The record is from RefSeq and is a predicted model, not a curated record. Gene Ontology annotation, biological process: cell differentiation; regulation of transcription by RNA polymerase II; negative regulation of G1/S transition of mitotic cell cycle. Gene Ontology annotation, molecular function: RNA polymerase II transcription regulatory region sequence-specific DNA binding. Gene Ontology annotation, cellular component: transcription regulator complex; chromatin; nucleus. NCBI's taxonomy places the organism in Eukaryota, Metazoa, Chordata, Mammalia, Rodentia, Sciuridae.